Messenger RNA from Cercopithifilaria johnstoni, 264 nucleotides. The record is from the annotation of a GenBank genome assembly. NCBI's taxonomy places the organism in Eukaryota, Metazoa, Nematoda, Chromadorea, Rhabditida, Onchocercidae.
AUGUCACGAGGAAGCAGUGCGGGAUUCGAUCGUCAUAUUACAAUUUUCUCUCCUGAAGGACGAGUAUAUCAAGUUGAGUAUGCUUUCAAGGCGAUAAACUCAACGAAUUUGACUGCCGUUGGUGUGAAAGGCGUUAACUGUGCUGUUGUGGCUGUACAGAAACGUGUACCUGAUAAGUUGAUUGUAGCGGAGUCUGUAACAAGUUUAUAUCAAUUAACACCAACGAUUGGAUGUGCAAUGGUCGGCAUGAUACGUAUGUUUUGA